Eufriesea mexicana is the source of this 2466-nucleotide messenger RNA. RefSeq names its product POU-domain protein pdm3 (gene pdm3). Gene Ontology annotation, biological process: regulation of transcription by RNA polymerase II. The record is from RefSeq and is a predicted model, not a curated record. Gene Ontology annotation, molecular function: RNA polymerase II cis-regulatory region sequence-specific DNA binding; DNA-binding transcription factor activity, RNA polymerase II-specific. Lineage: Eukaryota; Metazoa; Arthropoda; Insecta; Hymenoptera; Apidae.
GUGCGCACGUUUUGGGACCGUGGACGAAUUUUCUCGAUUACGAGUCCCCGGGAUGCAAGGCUGACAUGGCAGAGGGUUCGGCCGAGGAGGAACAGAGCAGUACCGCUGCGCCCGCUUCCCCGCCAGCUGAUCUUCGCACUCUGAACACCCAAUUGUCGCCGCCUUAUCACUACCAGUCCCAUCUCGUACCUCCUCUUCAGCAUCUGCAGCAUCCCAACAUGUUGGCGACCGCCGUGCCGCCCAGGCACAGCCACAGUAUGCUGUCUCAUCAGGGGAAAACGGAUGCCGAGUUGGACGCGCCCUGCGACGUGCCAUUGAAUCUGAAGAGCGAGGUGCUGCAACAGUGCGACGAACAUCUUGCAAUACGUUGGUGGGCGGAUUUACAAGCACAACCGGCGUCGGCAUCAUCCACCGACAGCGACAGGAGUAGCGUUGGCAGCCCUGAACUGGUGGCGGCCGCCACGGGCUCGCUCCACGAGCAUCAAAUAAUGAUGGACGAGAUGAAGAACUCGCGGAAGAAUAGUCCGUCACCUGAGAAUCUGCAUCUGGCGAGACGGGCGGCUAUGGCGCAAGCGCAGCUCAAUGGCAUGAUGGCAGACACGGUGACCCUGCAGAAUCUUCAGAAUCUGGCGCAUAUACGAAACCUACCGCAAGUCGCGUCGCUGGCCGCGGGUCUCCAGGGACUGACUAACAAUCAGCUCAUCAACACGCCCCUGAAUCUCACUGUCAGCUCCUCCGCCAAUGAAUCUUCAUGUUCAGGUCGCACAGUACCUACAGCCUCCAACACGACAACUGCACCUCAUCUACUACCGCCGAGUACGACGUCAAUGACGACAUUACCUCAGCUAUUAUCUCAGCCGCAACCGGUUGCGAUGCCUCAAUUCAUCCUAGCGUCCGGUCAAUUGGUCCAAGGCAUUCAAGGGGCUCAGCUUCUUAUCCCUACGUCGCAAGGAAUCGUCACGCAAACUAUCCUGACUAUGCCCGUCAGUCUUGUCACGAAUAAUCAAAUGGUGAACCUGGCGCUGAACAGCGGCCAAGUGGUGUCUACGACCGUGGCGAACCUUCAGUCUAUCCCUCAGCCGCAAAACGUGUUGAAUACGUCGCCUAGCAACGGCGAAUUCACAGUUCCAACAAGUCCCAGCUUAGCGACCGGAUUAGGAAUAAGUCCCGCCGCCUUGCCACACCUUCUGAACAACAGCUCGGCCAGCCAGCAACUUCUGAACGCGAUGCAGCCUCAGCAACUGCUUCAGGCCGCGCAACCUCAGCAGCAAGGGCAUCGACACAGCUCUCACAUGAAUCAUUACACGCCGACGGAGAAGCAUCACAGAGAGAGGCCCGAGCAAUCGUCGCCUUUGAACGAGUCCGUGGCAUCCGCAGCAUCGGCUCUGAACAGACUGGCAGCCAGCAACGGAGAAAUCACGAUCACGACCACGCACGCACCCAGUGGAGCCGGUGUGAAGGCCUCGCCGAGCAGCAUGCACAAUCCCGUAAAGGAGGAGGAGGAUCUGAAUGAUUCGUCUAAUCAGGUGAUAAGUAACGACGCCACGAACAUUAAUCUGGACGAGAUCAAGGAGUUCGCGAAGGUGUUCAAGUUUCGCAGAUUGUCGCUGGGUCUGACGCAGACACAGGUGGGACAGGCCCUGAGCGUGACAGAGGGGCCAGCUUACAGCCAAAGUGCCAUAUGCAGUGCCCUGGCUACCCAGAUGUAUGCCUCGCAGAUUGCCUCUCAGCAGCAAGCUACAUUCGAAAAGUUGGACAUCACGCCAAAGAGCGCGCAAAAGAUAAAACCAGUCCUCGAAAGGUGGAUGAAAACGGCUGAAGAGAGGCAAAAUAACGGGCUACAGCUGACGGAUCUGAUCGGGGUGGAAACGAGCAAGAAACGGAAGCGACGAACUUCCUUCACGCCGCAGGCUUUGGAAAUGCUGAACGCUCACUUCAACAGAAACACUCAUCCUAAUGGUAACGAAAUCACGAACCUGGCGCAGUGUCUCGGCUACGACCGAGAAGUGAUCAGGAUUUGGUUCUGCAACAAGAGGCAAUCGCAGAAGAACGCGGAUAGGAUGUUAGCGAAGGACGUGAAAUAGACGUGGGCAGAGAUUUAUCGCGAAUGGAACCAGUGACGAAGAAAGCACAUAGAAGAGGCGAGAAAUGAAGAAAAGCUUUAAGGACUCGAGUUUACGUUGCACGGAUGUAUUCCACGAGAUUCGAAUCGAUCGCCACGCCGAAGCCAGGGACAAAUCGAUGAAUUUCGCAUGAAUGGGGAUUUUAAAUGCUGAGACGGUGGGCGGGCGGGGUGCAGGGGAAGGAUCACCGAAUCUCGGCGUCGCGUUAAUAAAAUAAUUCCGACAAAUCAGCGCGUUCGAAAAGAAUCGACUUUAAAAAGUCAUGUUCCACGAGGUCAGCCAGCGGGGCCAUGAAUUUUUAAAGCCGCGCUCUCGACGAUCGAUGUAAAGAUCAUUGUGAUUG